Rhodotorula graminis WP1 is the source of this 611-nucleotide messenger RNA. RefSeq lists its product as uncharacterized. Gene Ontology annotation, cellular component: Atg12-Atg5-Atg16 complex; phagophore assembly site membrane; cytoplasm. The coding region runs from base 69 to 473 and encodes 134 amino acids. NCBI's taxonomy places the organism in Eukaryota, Fungi, Basidiomycota, Microbotryomycetes, Sporidiobolales, Sporidiobolaceae. The record is from RefSeq and is a predicted model, not a curated record. Gene Ontology annotation, biological process: autophagosome assembly; autophagy of mitochondrion; nucleophagy. The transcript is spliced from 4 exons.
ACAACCCGCUCAAGCCAGCCAGUCGACCCGUGCAUCGUGACGAGCACCUUCGACUUGCCCGCCGAGCCAUGUCUGCGCUCAGCCCGGCCGUCACCCCGGGCCCAUCACCCGCACUCGGCGCACCUCCUCCCCACCUCGCUCAAGCGGCACAAGGCGGCAAGCUCUCGCCGAGGCAAGCACUCGACGCUACCAAGCAGAAGGACCUCACAAAAGUCGUUGUCCGCUUCAAGGCAACCGGCAACGCGCCCAUCAUGAAGCAGAACUUUUACAAGAUCACGGCCAGCAACCAGUUUCGCACCGUCAUCGCCUUUCUCCGCAAAGAGCUCGGCUGGAAACCGGCAGACUCGCUCUUCCUCUACAUCAACUCGUCCUUCUCGCCCGCACCCGACGACACGGUCGCCAACCUGUUCAAGUGUUUCGGCACCGAGGGCCACCUCAUCGUCAACUACAGCUCGACGCAGGCCUGGGGCUGAGCGCGCAACCUCACCGCAAGGCGCCAACCCUCACCCUUGCCGAUAGUCGUUACUGCUCGCCGCACACCUCGUUCUCGAUACCCUCUCGCCCCUUGUCGUUCCGUAUACCCUCCCUGCAACUCGUCUGGUCGCCAUGUC